Molecule: messenger RNA, 1008 nt
Organism: Lagopus leucura (white-tailed ptarmigan)
Lineage: Eukaryota; Metazoa; Chordata; Aves; Galliformes; Phasianidae
Product: dysferlin-like
Exons: 4
Biological process (GO): monocyte activation involved in immune response; vesicle fusion; macrophage activation involved in immune response
Cellular component (GO): T-tubule; cytoplasmic vesicle
Molecular function (GO): calcium ion binding; calcium-dependent phospholipid binding
Source: RefSeq, a predicted model, not a curated record
ACAUCAUUAUUUCUCAGGAAUGUUUCAGGAAUCGCAGUCAGAGCCCCUUCAUCUUCGCCUGCACCCGCUUUCAGAAGCGCUGCUCUCGUAAAACCGUUUUCUUCUUGGAACAGCAUCCCCCAGAGCUGGAAUGCUGUUUGAACAGCAGAUGGGGCAAACGCUCCUCUGGGGGGAUCUCAGAGGAGGAAGAAUUCAUUGACUGGUGGAGCAAAUUCUACGCUUCCACAGGGGAGAGGGAGAAGUGUGGCUCCUACCUGGAGAAGGGCUUUGACACCCUGCAGGUCUAUGAGACAGAGCUGGAACGCAUGGAGGCCUUCGAGCAGCUCUCUGACUUCUGCCACACCUUCAGGCUGUACCGUGGCCGGGUGCAGGAUGCCAACGACGAUCCCUCAGUCGUGGGCGAGUUCAAGGGUUCCUUCAAAAUCUACCCUCUGCCCGACGACCCCCGCGUGCCGCUGCCACCUCGACAGUUCCACCAACUGCCAGCCAGGGGGCCCCAGGAAUGUCUGGUCAGGGUCUACAUCAUCCGUGCCUUUGGUCUGCAGCCCAAGGAUGCCAACGGGAAGGUAAGCUGCUGGGGGGCUGCUGGGGGGCUGCUGGGAAGCCCCGGCUCUGAGUGCAUCACCAUGAGAGGUGACAAAGUUUGGAGAUCGGGUGACAGCGUAAGGAAUGGUCCCCUUCGUUCUUCCUUUAGCUGCAACAUCUGGGAAUCCCAGCAGCUGACUCUCCCCCCCCCAUCUUAAGGACUGGUUAAAAUUGCCUGAGAAGAUUUGUUUUAUUUUAUUUUAUUUUAUUUCAUUUUUCCUCGGCGCCAAAGGAAGGAAAAACGAUGGCUUUCACGUCACUGCUUUCUUGGCUGAGCUUUGCCAGUCCAGUGCAAAAAGAAAAUUGCGUUGGUUCAAAAAGAAAAUGCUCUUUGUUUCAGUUUGAAACAAACAAACAAAAAAUACCCUCAGAACUCAGAGAAAAAUCCUUCUUAACCCUCUUUGCUCCACUGGAAAAUAGGGA